AUGACCAAAGGACGGCAGAAGCACAGCAAACAUGGUGGGAGGCGAGCUCGACAGUACAAGCGCUCUGCCCCCACGCAUCAAUUUCGGCUAGACGUGGUCAUCUACUUUGAAACGAACAGCAUGGCUUCCACGUUCGCAAAGUUCUUCGCGGAUUUAACGGGGUCCCAGCGCCAAACCAAGCGUACAGGUAGUGCCACUUCCGACACCAGCUGGUGUAAGGACAAGCUCCUCCAACUGUGCACUUCACCAGCGACGGCCAAGCAGCGGAAGGUUCACGUCGCUGGCACUGAGACGACGCUACCUGCUGGUACUGAGGUUCACUUGGUCAAGUGGAUGAAUUCAUACCGUGCUCAUGGCCUCUCCGUGUCAAACCUGAUGAUGAAUCGGAAAGCGCUGUCCGUGGUCCGUGACGCUGGCGUCCCAGCACGUCUGUUUGCACAGGCUGGGUCAAAGGCUUCUUGCGUAGCCACCGACUAG
This is a messenger RNA of Phytophthora sojae, 477 nucleotides long. RefSeq lists its product as hypothetical. Lineage: Eukaryota; Oomycota; Peronosporomycetes; Peronosporales; Peronosporaceae. The transcript has 2 exons. The record is from RefSeq and is a predicted model, not a curated record. Bases 1 to 477 code for a protein of 158 amino acids.